AUGAGUGCGGGAGACAAUGUCGCUCAUGUUCGUCUUAUGACACUGCUGAAUGUGAAAAAUGUGCACCCUCGUGAGGAGGAUCGUCCGAAGGCCGCUGAGCGUGCGCAUGUGUAUCCAAAGCAGGGUGCCUCGUCAUUGUCGAAGCGUAAGCGCGAUGCUGCACCGGUGUCAGCACCAGCAGAAAAGCACACCAAAGCAGAACAGGGCACCGCGUCACAUGCGUCGGAGCUGCACCAGCAACGUAUGAUCCCCGUGAUAGUUGCUAAUGAAGAAGAAGAUGACGACGACGGCGACGAGAACCAUGGGCCAAGCCGUCUUAAAAGCCAAGACAACAGCAAUGAAAAUGCUUCUAUACAAGUUUCAGAUCAACAAGAUGCGUUCCACUGGCACUUCGAUGCCGAGUCUAAGGCACUUCAAGGAAUAGAUCCUGAACACUUGGUAUGGGGCCAGCCUGAACCAGUCCCUCAGUUUGGAGGUGCACAACUCGUGCGCAUCCAUCGAGAAGCGUCUUCCCAAGUACCACAUUCUCGUCCCGUAUCACGACCACAUGCGCGUAUUUGGCGCGCGUUCAGCGGCAAAACUGAGCCGACAGCGUUGCAGAUCGAAUUCUUACAGUACUUGGGAGAGUACAUGGAUGUUUGGCACUCUCGCGUAACGAUUCCGGAGCAUGCGCCUCUGCGGCAGGUAACGGCGAUGCAUGCUAUGAGCCAUCUGGCCAAAACACGGCAGCGGAUUCUUAAGGAUAAUGAACGACUUGCGAAAGCAGUAGCCGCGCAGGUCGAGAAUGACAAAGCCGAUCAAGACAGUGUCGGUGACGACGAGCUGCCUGAGUUCCGCGACCAGGGGUUUACGCGACCCAAAGUGCUUGUGCUGGCGCCGUUUCGACACACGGCGAAGGUCUGGAUCGAAUCGAUGAUUGCUUGUUCCGGAUGUGAGCAAGUUGAACAAAAGGCUCGAUUUGAAAGAGAAUUUAGUCUGCCGCCGGGUUCCAUCGACAAACUGGCGGAUCCUGAGUCGGCACACCGAUACCCCGAAGAUCAUCGACACACGUUCCAAGGCAAUAUUGACGACAAUUUUAAGCUGGGCGUCAAGCUCACACGCAAGACACUCAGACUGUACAGUGCAUUUUACGAGAGCGAUCUAAUCAUGACAAGUCCCUUGGGUCUACGACUGCUAAUCGAAAAAGAUCACGAUUCAGACUACCUGUCAUCGCUGGAAAUCGUCAUAGCCGAUCAGCUUGAUGUGAUGCUCAUGCAGAACUGGGAACAUGUCAAGUUUGUAUGGGAACGAUUGAGUGUCAUUCCGAAAGAGGCACAUGACACUGACUUUUCACGCGUCAAACCCUGGUACUUGGACGGUCAGGCACCUUUGCUGCGGCAGAGCAUCCUGUUUUCGUCGUUGGAUGCGCCUGAAUUUCGGCAUCUGUUCCAUUCACUUCAAAAUGUCGGCGGGCGCCUUCGAACGACCUCGCUGGAUGAACAUCAUGUGCCCAGUAUGUCGUUAGUGACGCCGGGCGUUCGGCAGACGUUCUUCCGCUUCGAGUGCUCUAGCGCGCAGAGUGAAGCUGACCUGCGUCUCCUUGCGUUCAAGGAUCGCAUCAUGUCUCUGCUUAAGAAGUCUGCCGUUACGACAUCUCACACAAUGAUUGUCGUCCCAUCCUUCUUCGAUUUUGUGCGUGUGGAAGAUUAUUUCCGGAAACUCGAUCCUCCCAUCUCGUACACGACGCUCUCUGAGUACUCCUCGACGCGUGAUAUCUCUCGUGCUCGAGAAGCUUUUUUCUCUGGCAAGAAAAGUGUGCUUCUCUUGUCUGAGCGCUUUCACUACUACAGGCGCUACAUUGUGCGUGGUGCGAUGACUGUGAUUUUCUAUGCGCCGCCUGAACACGCGACAUUUUAUGCCGAGCUGACAAAUGCACCGCUGACAAGUCGCUAUGAGACACAGGCCGUCGUCGAUGCCGGCGAUUUGCAGGUGUGGACACUUUUUUGCAAGUACGACCUGCUACGACUUGAGCGAAUUGCUGGUGCUCAGCAAGCGCGUCACAUGCUUACAGGCAUGAAUGCGUCGUAUCAUUUUGUGUAG
Molecule: messenger RNA, 2079 nt
Organism: Malassezia globosa CBS 7966
Lineage: Eukaryota; Fungi; Basidiomycota; Malasseziomycetes; Malasseziales; Malasseziaceae
Exons: 1
Coding region: 1-2079 (692 amino acids)
Biological process (GO): maturation of SSU-rRNA from tricistronic rRNA transcript (SSU-rRNA, 5.8S rRNA, LSU-rRNA)
Cellular component (GO): nucleolus; small-subunit processome
Molecular function (GO): U3 snoRNA binding; rRNA binding
Source: RefSeq, a predicted model, not a curated record